UGUGUGUGUGUGGGAGAAGAGACAGACCAAUGCACGACUAGGAAGCAGAUUUCAUCACGGUGGCGGUUGUCUGGUGGAGGACCGGGGGCUGGUUUGUCAUGAGAGCCAGCAGGCUGUGAGGAUACUGACACCCAUUGUGCAGCACCAUUUGGACGGCAGAUCUAAGGCUGUGAAGGAGCUCUGGACCUUUUACCUUUCUGUCUCUUUUCUUUUUAUUCAACCGUUUGUGACUGUGACUCUGAAUAUGAACACUGCUGUGACGGUCGCUCCGGGCCUCACCAUCCCCACACCUCAGUGACAACCACCUCGGGCCUUUAAAUGAACCCAUACUCGCUCGCUGAAGCCAUGACAGACAACCUGAGGAUUUUAUAAUUGUCUCCAGAGGAAACGCGCCGUGACUUGAGGGAACCUGACGGUGCCCAGGUUAGCAGAGUCCAACAUGGGCCUGGGAGUGCUGGGCGUGUUCCUGGGCCUCCUUCUGGAGGUCUCCAGCCACGGGCCCCACAGCGGGCCCCGCACCACCUGGAAGCACCAAGACGUGGACCUGUUGGAGUUCUCCGAGCCGGGGGUCUUCAACUACUCCACUCUGCUGCUGAGCGAGACGAGGGACGCGCUGUACGUCGGCGCCCGGGAGGCCAUCUUUGAGCUGAGCAAGAGGAACGUGACGGUCCGCAACAACAAGGUCCAGUGGAAGGUUGCGGAUACGCCUAUGAGCAUGUGCACGCUGAAGGGGAAAUCUAAAGAGAAGGACUGCCUGAACUACAUCCGGGUGCUGCAGGUGCUGAACGAGGAGCACCUGUACGUGUGUGGGACGCACGCCUUCCAACCACAGUGUGACUAUCUGUCGAUCAAAGACUUUGUGCUGGAGGGCCGGGCGGAGGACGGCCGGGGGAAGUGUGCGUUCGACCCGUCGCACAGCGUCACCACCGUCAUGGUUGAUGGCGAGCUCUACUCCGGCACGGUGUAUAACUUCCUGGGCAGUGAACCCAUCAUCUCGCGGUACUCCCCUCAGCAGGCCCUGCUGCGCACAGAGUACUCCACGUCAUGGCUCAAUGAGCCCAGCUUCGUGUUCGCGGACGUGAUCCGGGAGGGCGGGGGUCCUGCCGGGGAGGACGACAAGAUCUACUACUUCUUCACCGAGGUGUCCGUGGAGUACGAGUUCUUCGGCAAGCUCUUCAUCCCCCGGGUGGCUCGCGUCUGCAAGGGAGACCUGGGCGGUCAGCGCACGCUGCAGAAGAAGUGGACGUCCUUCCUGAAGGCCAAGCUGGUGUGCUCCAUGCCCGAGCUCAACUUCGUGUUCAACGUGGUGCACGACGUGUUCGUCCUGGAGGCGGAGGACUGGCGCAACACGCUCAUCUACGCCGUCUUCACAUCCCAGUGGGGCAACGUGGGCCUUUCGGCCGUGUGUGUGUACAACAUGGCGCUGGUGGACGAGGUGUUCUCCAAGGGGAAGUACAUGCAGAAGGCCACCGUGGAGCAGUCCCACACCAAGUGGGUCCGCUACAACGGCAUCACCCCGUCGCCACGGCCCGGAGCGUGCAUCGACAACGCCAUGCGGCAGGAGAACAUCAACAGCUCGCUGCACCUGCCCGACAAGACGCUGCAGUUCGUCAAAGACCAUCCCCUCCUGGAGGACCCCGUGCUGCCGGUCGGCGGGCGGCCCCACCUCAUCACCAAGGACGUCAACUACACCCAGAUCGCCGUGGACCGGGUGACGGCGCUGGACGGACGCGCCUACGACGUCAUCUUCACCGGCACCGACACCGGAGUCCUGCAUAAGUCGGUCCUGGACGAAGGAGAGGUGCACGUGGUGGAGGAGAUCCAGCUGAUCAAGAGCGGCGGGGCCAUCAAGAACCUGCUGUUGUCCUCCGAGACCCGCUCCCUGUACGCCGGGUCAGACUCCGGCGUGGUCCAAUCCCCCACCGCCUUCUGUGGGAAGUACCUGUCAUGUGACCAGUGUGUGCUGGCCCGGGACCCCUACUGUGCCUGGGACCCCAGCUCUUCGGCCUGCGUCAAUAUACUCGACCGCCCAGAAACGCAGAACGGUCUGAUCCAGAGUUUAAAAGGUGACGCAGAUUCCUGUCCUGCAGUGGCGGCGCUCUCCCCCCGGGACUACGGGCGCGUGCUGGUGCGUCCGGGCAGCUCGGCGGAGCUCCCGUGCGCGCCGCCCUCCAACCUGGCGCUGGUGUCGUGGCGGCUCAACGGCUCGGCGCUCACCGAGGCCUCGCGCUUCCACUUCAUCGGCGAGGGGGGCCUGCUCAUCUACAGCGUGGGCCCCGAGGACCAGGGCCGCUACGAGUGCUGGUCCCUGGAGUGGGCCCCGGCCGCCGGCAAGAACUUCAGCCGGCAGGUGGCCGCCUACACCCUGGUGCUGGCCGCCCCCCCGGCCCCCCGGGGCCCCCGCAAGGACCUGGGCCGCGCCGCCCCGGAGCUGGGCCGCAGCGGCCCGCUCGGCGACCCCUUCCCCGAAGGUAACGCUAACACGCCGGGGCCCUCCCCGCUAACCCCGGCCCGCCUCUCCCCCCCGCUGCCGCCGCCGCCCCCCCAGCCCCGCACCGACUCCCCACUAACCCCGCCCCCCGGCGGCGGCGGCGGCACGCUGCGGCUGCAGCCCCGGCACCACCCCCUCCAGCCCAGCUCCAAGGCCCCCGGGGGCCCGGAGGCGCGGGACCCCUCGGCGCAGUACCUGCAGCGGGGCAACGCGGCGGCCCUCCUCUGCCUCUUCCUGCUCUUCUUCUUCCUCUUCCUGGCGGCGCUGGCCUACAACUGCUACAUGCGCUACCUGCCGGCGCCCUGCCUGCGGCUGCGGGCCGCGCUGGUGGGGGGCCACAAGUCCCCGCUGCGGCCCGAGUACCGCGCCUGCGAGGGCGGCCUCAUGGAGCCCCCGGCCGCCGAGAAGCUGAAGCUGGCGCCGCGGCCCGAGGGCCAGCAGAACGGCAGCCAGACCCCCACCCCGACCCCCACCGCCAACACCACCGCCACCAACACCACCCAGAGCCAGCUGCGCGCGCUCCGCGACACGGGCUACGAGACGGAGCCCGACUGCGGCAACGGGAAGAUCCCGUCGCACGGGUUUGGCGGCGGCGGCGGCGGCAGCGACAGUCCCUCCAGCGAGAAGCCCUUCGACGUGGACUCGGACUCGCAGCACAUCGAGUUUGCCGACGCGGACGAACCGAGCUGCUAGCGCGAAAAUCUGCUUUUUUUUUUUUUUUUUCAUUCACCCCCACGCCGAGCACAGAAAGUAUUUAUAGUGCGUCCGACUCUACAAGCUGCUUCCUUUCGAGGUAGAAUUGUGAAAUGUGAAAAUAUGGCCGAUGCCGACGGUGGUAAACUCAAGUGUUUUGCCUCCCCCUCAACUCUCCGAUAGAACCAACGGAUCAUUGGACAACCGAUGACCGUAGUCCAGCUAUAAAAAGAUUUCUAGUUAAAUUCCAAAUUGGAAACAUUUGUUUACCAAAUUGGUAAGUUAAAUUCAUGUUGACCAGAUUGGAGCCAUGUUAACUUUGUGCAGUGUUGGGGCCUGCGUCUUGAUACUUUUUUCUUUUGUAAACUUAUGGUAGAUCCUUUGGGGCUACCAGAUAUCUGGGGGAGCGGCGUGUUUUUAAACCAUCCCAAGUGUGAUCUGUGACUCCUCAGGGACUGAGUUGGCUUUGGUACGGGGGGAUCGUACCUGCGUUUCCUUUCUUGAAUGUUGUCACCGUUGAGCAUGAUGUCUGUGGACCGCAGCGAUCAGCGAUACCGACGGUACAGAGGAUGUCAACACGAGAGACCACAACGGAAUGGAGGAAACGUGCGUUUGAAGGAUUGAACCUCCGACGUAUUUGCGUGCGUGUGUGAAACUAGGGGAUAUCCAAUAAAUAUGGACAGGGGAGACUUUGACCGCUUGAUAACAUUUGACCCGGAAAAUGCAAAAGACUUAAAGAGGAUUGGAACCACUUUGAGAAAGUCACUGACGCGUGAAGUCUGACAUGCUGAAGAAGGGCGUUCAACUGUUCGUCCCGGAGUUGUUGUGCUGUGCCAUAUUAACUUCUACUAGUCCUAUUCCCCAGUAUGGUGUGACAAUAACCAUUCAUAACGCGUCUAAUUUAAGACCAUUUGCUUGAUAAACCUCUUUUUUUCACUGAAAUAUGAGCCUGGGAUACAAUCGCAUUUUUUGUAUUUUUGUUCUUUUUAAUUUAAUUGAGCUUUAAGUAUUAGAGUAUUUCCAGAAAGCUAUUAUUUAACUGACACUGACGCACGUCUCAAAUCACUGCAUCUCCUAUUCUGCUCAAGUUUCAUCUCUGUCAUUCCCCACCUUUUUUCCCUCCCUUUCGCACGUCCCCUCUUCUUCGUCAGCUGUCCUCACUCCUCUCUCCUCCGUCUCCAUCCCCCCCCCCCCCCAUCCCCUUUCUUCCCUCACAGCCCCGGCCACCUCUUCCUCUUCCGCCUCCCUGUCUUCUGAAGGUAGCUCUCGCUCUGUCCUCUCCUCCUCCUCCUCCUCCUCCAUGUCCUCCUCCCCCUCCGAGCCCAGCGUGGGUGUGGCGGGAGGGGGGGAGGCGGAGGUGAGGCUGCUGCCCCCCCUGCUGAAGGACCAGGCCUGGGGGCUGCACGCCCAGGAGGCCUUCUUGCUUUUCUGCCUGGCCCUUGGUGAGUGGUGUUUGUGACCUUUGACCCGCUGUCCGAGCCAGCUUUAGCCCUUAACUGCAUCCCUGAGGAACUUGAGUGCAGGUUGAUGCCCCCCGCCCCCCAUUUACUUUUCUAAUCACUUCUCUCCGCUUUUUCUUGCAUGGAAUUUUCCUUCUACAUUGCCAAUCGUGUGUGUGUGUGUGUGUGUGUGUGUGUGUGUGUGUGUGUGUGUGUGUGUGUGUGUGUGUGUGUGUGUGUGUGUGUGUGUGUGUGUGUGUGUGUGUGUGUGUGUGUGUGUGUGUGUGUGUGUGUGAGACAUAAAACCUAAACAAGGGGCAGGUGUGUCAAUGUACUCAAGAAUUGGCGGAAAUCAUCGUUUGUUCUGCUAGCGUCCCUCUGUUCUGGUUUGCAGUCUUGAUGUGUUACUAACGUGCGAGUCCUGAUUGUUUUUGGCCGGAGGGUCUUGGGACAUUUGAGGUGGACUUUUCUGGAUUGCUUCUUUUUUUUUUUCUAUGUUCAAGAAUAGAGACUCAUUGUAUCAUAUUUUUUUUUCAACACUUUAUCCAGAACUUUGUGCCUGUAAACAAGUGUAAAUAUAUUUGUAUAUAUGGAGAAAAUAAUACCUUUAAAUAUGUAAAUAGAUUCUCGGAAAUCUUGAAUACUGCUGUAGGGGAUUUGAAUAAAUGUUACAUUCAAAUGUUUUAAAA
Molecule: messenger RNA, 5312 nt
Organism: Gadus morhua (Atlantic cod)
Lineage: Eukaryota; Metazoa; Chordata; Actinopteri; Gadiformes; Gadidae
Gene: sema4d
Product: sema domain, immunoglobulin domain (Ig), transmembrane domain (TM) and short cytoplasmic domain, (semaphorin) 4D
Exons: 17
Coding region: 440-3184 (914 amino acids)
Biological process (GO): neural crest cell migration; ossification involved in bone maturation; positive regulation of GTPase activity
Cellular component (GO): plasma membrane
Molecular function (GO): chemorepellent activity; semaphorin receptor binding
Source: RefSeq, a predicted model, not a curated record